CUAUAUAAAGACCCUCCAGAAGGUGCACCUUACUACAGACACAGCACGCAACAACAAUCGAAAGUACACUUCCACCUUGCCAACAACCCAACACCAGACUUCCAAUUCACACAUCAAACACUUCAGCAAUAAUGGAAAAGAUCAAGCACAAGGUUGAGCAGGUCCUUCACAAGGACAGGGACACCACCACUACCUCCGGCACUACCCACGCAGGCGGAGACCCCAGCGGGCCCCAUAGAACCCAUUUGGGCAACGUUGCUGAUCCUAGAGACUCUGACCGCCCUGGAGGCUAUGGCAACACUGCGAGUGCUGGAGGUACCACACACACCGGCUUCGAUUCUGGGACUACGGGAACCACCGGAUACGGCUCCACCACCCACACUGGUACUGGGCUGACUGGCUCCACCGGCACCCAUGCUGGAACUGGGCUGACGGGCUCUACGGGCCACUCUACCAACGCGGGUCCUCACAGCUCAAACAUCGCCAACAAACUCGAUCCGAGAUAUGAUUCGGAUCGUGACAACAGUGCAACUCUAGGUGGUGGCCCAGGCUAUGGCACUCACACUGGUACUGGGCUGACUACCUCCACCGGCACCCACACUGGAACCGGUUUGACGGGCUCCACCGGGCACUCCACGAACGCAGGCCCUCAUAGCACGAACAUUGGGAAUGUAUUAGACCCUCGGAUUGAUAGUGAUCGCGACGGUUCCCACACCGUUGGUGGCUAUGGCAGCACGACUGGCACGGGCUACGGCACCCACACCGGUAGUCAUACCGGCGCUGGGCUUACUGGUAGUACUGGAACGCACACCGGCACUGGCCAGCACACCGCCGGUCCUCACAAGUCGGAUUUUUUGAACAAAGUGGAUCCUACUGUUGACAGCGAUCUCGACGGUUCCAAGACGCUCGGAACCAACCGUACCUACUAAAUUGGACGACUCCCGAGCUCGAUCUGACAUCCCGCGGAAGGCUUGCCAUGAUUUUUCCGAAUAUGAUUCCCCGCUUGCUGCUUACCAAUGAGUAUGCAACAUGAUGAUGACCAGUUUCU
Molecule: messenger RNA, 1048 nt
Organism: Westerdykella ornata
Lineage: Eukaryota; Fungi; Ascomycota; Dothideomycetes; Pleosporales; Sporormiaceae
Exons: 5
Coding region: 132-929 (265 amino acids)
Source: RefSeq, a predicted model, not a curated record